AUGCUCAAAUUAUUAGAACUUGCUUUGAGCUUUGUUGGAUCUGUGGUUGCCUUCGGCAUCAAUGUAUUGGAUAUUCUAGUGUAUUAUCUUCUUAAAUUUACGAUUGGUUUGAAUUGGGCCACUCACGAUCUUCGGGAAGUUUUUAAAAACGUAAAAUCCUACAGUGUUGAAGUUGAUGAUGGUUCCUAUGAUCCAAAAACUGAAACCAAACCAAGAAGAGCCAUUGAAAGCAAGGACGGUUUGGCUUACACUCCCAUUGAAGGAGUCAAUACUAUGAAGCAAUUAUUGGCUAAAGUCGUUGCCAAUAACAAGGACAAACCUUGCUUGGGUUAUCGACCAGCCAUCCGUAAAAUCGUUGAAAAGAGAGAAGGUCAUGAUUGGGAAAUUAUUGAAUUCGCUGAUUUGACCUAUGAAAAUUACGACAAGAUUUACUCUCGAAUUAGGAACUUUGGUGCUGGUCUUGCUCGAGUCACUGGAUUGAAUUCACGUGGUCUAUUCGGAAUUUAUGAAGACACUCGAAAGGAAUGGUUGAUGGCUCUUCAUGGUUGCUAUCAAUACAAUAUGGUUGUCAUGACUUGUUACGCUAGUUUGGGUGAUGAAUCAUUGUGUGCUGCCAUUAAUGAGACAGAGUUGCCUGGAAUGCUUGUCAAUGAGAAGAAUCUUGGUAAAAUUGCCAAUGUUAUUGUUCCACGAUGCCCAAGCUUGAAGAAUAUCGUCUACACCAAGGCCCUCGUUUCCGAUGAGAGCGAUAAAAAGAAGACAAAGGAUGCAGUUGAAGCCCUCGAGAAGAAGGGAUUGAAGGUUUUACCUUUUGAGGAAGUUGAACAAAUUGGUGAAUCUGACUACAAGAGUAAUAGUGUCAUUCCUGUCAAGGAAGAGCCAACGACUGAUUCUCUUGCGUUAAUCAUGUACACGAGUGGAACAACUGCUCAACCCAAAGGAGUGAUGCUUUCACACAAGAACAUUCUUUCAAUCAUUGCAGGAGCCGACCAAAAAAUUGGAGAUGAUACAAGCAUUGAAUACAAUUAUCUUGCCUAUUUACCACUCGCUCACAUUUUGGAAAUGGCUGCUGAGCAUGUCGUUUUGAAACGUGGUGGAAAAAUUGGUUAUGGUAAUCCAAAGACUUUAAGCGACAAAGGAGCUAAACCAAAGGGUGAUAUUGAAGUCAUUGCACCAACUGUUUUAGUUGGUGUUCCAAGAGUUUUUGACACAAUCAAGAAGGGUGCUUUUGAGAAAAUUAAAUCAUCUCCUCCAUUUGUUCAAUGGCUUUUCCACAAUGCCUACAAUUACAAAUUAGAUGCCAUUAGACAUGGAAGAGAAUCCCCAGUAUGGAACUUUUUGGUUUUCAACAAAUUUAAAAAGCUUGUAGGAGGUAACUUGGCUUUGAUUUUUUCAGGAGGAGCUGCUCUCUCAAAAGAGUCGCACGAGUUUUUACGUGUGUGCAUGUCCUGUUCAGUAAUUCAAGGAUAUGGCUUGACUGAAACAUCCGCCGGUGGUACAAUUCAAUACGGCUACCAACCAUUCACCACAAAGAACAUUGGAUCCCCCAUUAUUACUUGUCAAAUUAAAUUAAUUUCUGUUCCUGAAAUGGGAUAUACCAUCCAUGACGAGGAACCUCGUGGUGAGCUUGCCAUUAAGGGUAAUAACAUUUCUCUUGGUUACUACAAACAAGACAAACUCACUAAAGAAUCGUACACAUCUGAUGGCUAUUUUCUCACUGGAGACAUUGGCAUUUUACACAAAGAUGGAUCUUUCAGUAUUGUGGAUCGUAAAAAGAAUUUGACCAAACUCGCCCAUGGUGAAUACAUUGCUCUUGAAAAAUUGGAGAGUGUUUAUGGCAAUUGUCCAUUCGUCUCUCCAAAUGGAAUUAUGGUGUAUGGUGAUUCAGAUCGAGAUUAUCCUGUAGCUCUCAUUUUGGUUCAACCCGGUUAUACCAAACAAUGGGCUCAAGAACAUGGAAUUUCAGGAGAUUUGACUCAAAUCAUUAAGGACCCAAGAGUGAUCAAGGCAGUUGCUGCCUCGUUGAAAGAAGAAGCAAAGAAGAAUAAUCUUCAACGAAUGGAAGAAAUCAAACAUUUUAAAUUAUUGCUCGACGAGUGGACACCUGACAAUGAGUUGUUGACUGCCGCCAUGAAGCUCAAGCGUGCCAAUAUUGUGAAACGAUACAAGACAGAGAUUGAGGAAAUGUAUGCCACAAGACAAUAG
This is a messenger RNA of Naegleria lovaniensis, 2205 nucleotides long. RefSeq lists its product as uncharacterized. NCBI's taxonomy places the organism in Eukaryota, Heterolobosea, Eutetramitea, Acrasida, Naegleriidae. The coding region runs from base 1 to 2205 and encodes 734 amino acids. The transcript is spliced from 7 exons. Gene Ontology annotation, molecular function: long-chain fatty acid-CoA ligase activity. Gene Ontology annotation, cellular component: membrane; endoplasmic reticulum. The record is from RefSeq and is a predicted model, not a curated record.